Parascedosporium putredinis is the source of this 2100-nucleotide messenger RNA. The record is from the annotation of a GenBank genome assembly. NCBI's taxonomy places the organism in Eukaryota, Fungi, Ascomycota, Sordariomycetes, Microascales, Microascaceae.
AUGGCCCAAACGCUACUCUCAAAAUUCAUGAUGCCCCUUGGGUCCUUGUUCCGUAUCGAAACCAGGUUGGAUAAAAAGCCCGAGAAGCCUAGUAUCACAGGCGGGGACGACUCCAUCCAGAACAAGCCCGUGAAAUGUGAGAUCAAGCAUCUAGAUAGCCGCUUCGACGAAGAAGACAACCAGUAUUUCUGCGAGCGCAAGGUCGUUGAGGUGAAAACAAGCCCCGAGAACCAGGACUGGUGGCGUCUGUCUGCGUUUUGCCUAGUGAAGCACUACGACUCAGACGGCGACCUCGAUUCUACGCAGCUUUACGUCAACCCUCAGCCUAUGAGGGAUCUCCUGCGCGAUGUUAUUGGAGACUACCCGGGUGACCCUAUCGACGAUGCAGACGUGAGGAUCGAGUCACCGUACCACUCGCUCUUCCACCACAGGAAGCAGAUCGAGUCCGACGGUACUCAGCGCUUUAGAGACGACGAGGAGUCCAAAGCGCAGCUCGAUAUCCUCCUUGACUGGAUCAAGAAGCGCUUCGAGCAGGAGAUCACAGCUUCUGAGAGAUGCCUCUCCGGUGACCUUAAGGCCAUAUCGUAUGAUAAACUAUGGACCCUUUUCCCUCCUGGCACCAUUGCGUAUAUGAAGCCCCACGGCGAAGACCGCGCAUUCCGCGUUCGGCAGACCUGGUACGACGAUGAUGACGAUAACAGCGAGCCAGGCAUGAACUUGUCAUUGGAAUACGUCGACUAUGAUGGCGAGACUUUGGGGACUCGGCGGAUGAAUGGUUUCAUCCGGAAGUACCAAGGCAACCAGCAACUCAGCGAGCUCAGCAUCAUGCCUCUAAACCUCAUUGACGAUGCCCCGGAUGUUCGCCGGAAACUACUAGAGCGGGGCAGGAAGUUUGAGGGGUACGUCGGGCAGCACUUCCUACAGUACGACGGGAUCGCCUUCAAGCUGUCAUGUAACGGGAUGAUAGAGCACUCGGACGAGGAGGCGCUCCUCACGAAUGCGAGGGUGCGGGGCUACUCGUUCUCGGUGAAGAAGUUCCUCGAGUUUUCUGUCGAGAUGCUCGCGCCCAUCCGGUGGAACUCUAACUGCUUUGAUAGCCUAGUACUCGAUCCGUCAGUCAAGAAGACAAUGCAAGCCCUUGUUUCCGUUCACAGUCAGGAGCGCGACUCAUUUGAUGACAUCGUGGAGGGCAAGGGCCAAGGCCUUGUCUGUGUGCUUCAUGGCCCUCCCGGUGUUGGAAAGACACUGACGGCCGAGUGCGUUGCCGAGUAUGUGAAACGACCGUUAUAUAUGGUGUCUUCCGGAGAUCUGGGAACCUCUAGCACCGACCUUGAUCGGCAGUUGACAGACAUUAUGGACAUGGCAGCGACGUGGCGCGCUGUGCUACUGAUAGACGAGGCAGACGUCUUCCUUGAGCGCCGCUCCCUACACGAUCUGCACCGAAACGCCAUGGUCAGCGUUUUCCUGCGCGUGUUAGAGUAUUACAGCGGUAUCUUGUUCCUAACCACGAACCGCGUGACGACCUUUGAUGACGCCUUCAAGUCACGGAUCCACAUCCCCAUCCGCUAUACAGACCUCAGCAUCGAGUCGCGCGCCGAAAUCUGGCGAACCUUCUGCCAGAGAGUGCCAGGUGGCGUGGACAUCGACGACAGCGGCAUCGCCACGCUCGCCGAGCACGACCUAAACGGACGGCAAAUCAAAAACAUUAUCAAGGCUGCCGAGAGCCUAUCUGCGUUUGACAAUGUCCGGCUCGAUCUCGCGCAGAUAAAGCAGGUCACCAAGAUCCAAGCGACUUUUGAGAAGGAUCUAGACAGCGUAAUCGGCGUCGACUACACAGCUCCGGGGCGAUAUCAUUGGGGCUUUCUCAUCGGCCUAAAGAACGAAGACCAUUCUCAAGUUCCUGGCGUGCGCUAUCACGUCAAGAACCACCCGGUUCAGGGCUGGAUCUACGAGGAAGUUCAGGUCACUGAUGUAAGAAGCACUACUAACCUCCUCGCGCGUGUUACAAUCGCCAAAGUUGAAGAUGAGAACCGGGUCAUCGAUAUUUUUCGCAACACACCCGUUCUCCAGGGCGACCCAAACUGGCGGUGCCGCACUUAG